AUGAACAACGACCUCUCCCGCAUCACGCCAGAGACCUACCUCCUCCCGUACUGCAUUUGGUGCCCUUCCGUGCCACAUCCGUCCACUUGCCUCGAGCUUCUCCGGCGCGUUCCGGCGAUGAAACCCGCCGUUGCGCGGGUCUGCAUCCUAGCCGAUUACGCAGAAACAUGGGACAAGAUUGACACAGAUCCAGAUGUCAAUCUGAUGAGCGAUGCACGCGAGAGCCAUAACCCGAAGUACCUCCGCGAUCUGGAGUCUAAAAUCGAGGAGCGUGGCUGUGUUGAGCUCGACGACUACUCGAUAGAGCAGGUUGAGCCGCGGCAUCGCAUGUUCGAGCACACUGCAACCACCAUCGUCCCCAAUGUAGCCUGGAAUCCGGCCGCUGACGAUGAAGGGGUUUCGUAUAACGGGAGACGGGUCAAUAUGUCUCAUAUCGAAGUGAGCGUGGCGCUAUCAGAUGGAAUAAAACAGUGGUGCAAAGAGCUUUGGGACCAGCACAAUGUUCAUCUUAACCUUGAUGAAUACUACGACUACGGCGGACCAAAACGACUCAUCCAAGCCCACACCAUCACAAUAACCUUUGGAGCAGCUUUUCAACCAACCGUCGUGUAA
Molecule: messenger RNA, 612 nt
Organism: Aspergillus glaucus CBS 516.65
Lineage: Eukaryota; Fungi; Ascomycota; Eurotiomycetes; Eurotiales; Aspergillaceae
Exons: 2
Coding region: 1-612 (203 amino acids)
Source: RefSeq, a predicted model, not a curated record